Molecule: messenger RNA, 690 nt
Organism: Oikopleura dioica
Lineage: Eukaryota; Metazoa; Chordata; Appendicularia; Copelata; Oikopleuridae
Source: the annotation of a GenBank genome assembly
AUGGGAGCCAUACGAACGAUUGGAAUUGCUUUGAGUUUCGUUGCUCUUUGCAUGACAGUCUAUUGCCUUGCGACUCCGCACUGGGCGAUAAGUGUCCAGAAUAAUAACGGAAUACAGACAGGCGUGCAGAAAUCGCUUGGGCUCUGGAAAUAUUGCGAGAAAGCUGUUAACGCUGAUAAUGGCCAUUGCCAAAAGCUGUCACAAUUUGGAAUCGCUGCGUUGGCCCAGUAUGGAAUCAUUGGUUUCAGAGUUCUUGUCAUCAUUGGUCUUAUUUGCGCUAUUAUCGGUUUUGUCGCUGGCACUGCCUCUUCCGAUGCUAUCAAUAUUGCACCAACAAAGAUAGCAAAGGUUCAAGCCGCCGGGGGCGCUGCUGGCCUUUUAUCAAUCGCCGGAAUCAUGAUUCUCGCUGCAACUUCUUGGGCCGCUCACAUGAUCAUUAAAAGAUGGAAGGACUUCCAAAUGCACCAGGGAUCCAUCUCCAUCAACGCGGGAACUCAGUGGACCCUUGGAGCAGCAAUUUACGUCGGCUGGUGCGCGAGUGCCAUUUUUAUUGGAGUAGCGAUCAUUAUGUUCAUGGGAUGCUGCUCAGGCUCUGGCGAUGAAGAGGACGAAGAACGAGAACAAUUCCAUCCUGGCUAUGCGACCUCAAAUUACUCCGCUCCAUCUCAGAAAAGUCCCGAUUAUGUUUAA